Lathyrus oleraceus (garden pea) is the source of this 1281-nucleotide messenger RNA. RefSeq lists its product as uncharacterized. The record is from RefSeq and is a predicted model, not a curated record. Lineage: Eukaryota; Viridiplantae; Streptophyta; Magnoliopsida; Fabales; Fabaceae. Bases 1 to 1281 code for a protein of 426 amino acids. The transcript has a single exon.
AUGGAUAACAUUGAGAAGUUGUUGAGUAGGUUAGGGUAUAAGGCUGAUUGUGUUAGGGUAUGGACAAAAGUUUUAGAAAUUCAAGAUGGUUUUUUUCUGAUUAGGAAAGAUGAUGAUGUUGUUGAUGAUUUUGCUCUAUACUUUAGUGCAAUGAAUGUGAAAGGAGAUUUGUAUGUUGAACAUAGUACUGGGAACAUGGACCCGGCUGAUAGGGAACCUAAAUGUGUGAAUGAUGAUGACCACCCCCCUGAUAAUGGAAUUGAUGGGUUAGAUAAGGAGAAGGUAGAGGGGUUAGAUGACAGUGAAGAUGAAAGAGCUACUGCUUACUUUGAUGGUUUUGAAGGAAUAGAUGUUACUAAGCCUAUUAGGGAGGAGCCCAAUAACAGUAUGGAGGAGCCCAAUAAGAGUAUGGAUUCAGAUGAUGUAUACUAUAGUGAUGAGUUGAAUAGUUCUGACCCAGAUGAUUCUUGUGAUGAAGAAAGGCCCAAGUAUGCUAGGUUUAGGAAAGAGCAUCUAAACAAAGACUUUAUAUUCAAGUGGGGUAUGGAAUUCAACACACUUGAUGACUUUAGGGCAGCUAUCCGUGAGUGGUCAGUGCUUAAUGGGAGGGAAAUUUCUUUUGUGAAAAAUGAGGGAGAUAGGGUAAGGGUGGUGUGUAAGCAUAAAUGUGGGUUUUUAGUCUUAUGCUCUAAGGUGGGCCACAAGGAGACUUUUGCUAUAAAAACACUUGUACAUAAGCACACAUGUGCUAGGGUUUUGAACAACAAGUCUGCUAGCUCAAAGUGGGUGGCCAAGCAUGUGGUAAAGAGGAUGCAAACUUCUGAUACAGUCAGGAUAAGAGACAUCAUCCAAGAUAUGAGGCAAACAUAUUCUGUGGGUAUUACUGUUGCAAAAGCAUGGAGGGCUAAGCUAAUUGCCAAGAAGAUAAUUGAAGGUGAUGCUGACAAUCAGUAUGCUUCCAUAUGGAGGUAUGCAGAAGAACUAAGAAGGGUAAACCAUGGCAACACUGUGAAGAUAAAUGUAGAAAGACCUAGUCCAUCCAUACAACCAAGGUUUGGGUCAUUUUAUUUCUGUUUUGAUGGCUGUAAGAAAGGCUUUAGUGUGGCUGCCUCAAUCACAAAACAAUCCAGAAAAAGGGUUGAAAAAAAACCUAUCAUCAAAAGAAGGCAAAGUGAGAGGAUCAAGUUGAGUUGGUUUAAAAGACCCAUAACAGGUGAAGGAAUAUCUAGUGACAAACCAAUUACCCUACCAGAAAAUGAAGACAUACCCACUUCAAAAUGA